AAAUAUAAUAUAAUGUUUGUUUAGAAUUUAAGUAGCAAGUUAUUUUGUUAUAGACCUAAAAUUUAUGUUAAGAAUUUCAAUCAAUUAAAUUUUAUUUUUCCUUUUCGUUUCACAUGAUGUGUAGCUUAAGCAUAUGAAUAAUAUUAUUGUCGUUGGAACGGAGCUAUCGGAAUGUGGUUGACUACACAGACUAAGUCAUGAACAUCCAUAUAUGUAAUACUCCUAUAUUGCUAACGUCCUAAGAUAGCACGGUGCAGAUGUAUAUACUCGUGUCUCUCUCUCGUUGGUUACAUUAUGCGUUGCGCGCAUGCGUUGGCUCUCUCUCAAACGACUAAUAGUAUACUUUUUACACAGGCGUCGCAAGCAAUAUAUAAAUACAAUAUAUAAAUUAAUUAUGAUUUUAAAAAACCGGUAGCAGCUGCUUAUAACUGUGCUAUGUUAUUAUGUUAUUAGUGAAAAGGAAAAAAACCAAGAAAAAAAUCCAAAUGAUUUCGAUGGGGCCAUAUACUCGGGUCUGUUGUGUGUGUGUGUGGCAGGAGAAAGACAAAAUGGGAGGGAAAUUGUAUUAGAAUGCACAAAUUUCCAAAAAGAGAGAAUAUUCGUAAGCAAUGGCUCGAAGCUUGUGGACUGGCAUUUACGGAUAAUAUUUCUAACACAGUAAUAUGUUCGAAUCAUUUUAAACAAAUGGAUUAUAGAUGCUACCGUAAGAAGCAAUUGAAAUAUGGAUCAGUGCCUUCUAUAAAUGUUUCAAAUCUACCAGCUUUACAGAAUAAGAAGAAUGAAAUUACGACAAACUCCGAUGAUGAAAAUUUGUUCGAGUCCGAACCAUCUGAUAUCCCAAAUCCCAACUCCAAGAAAACGUAUUUUUGCAGAACCACGUUAUGUAUCUGAAAUUACACUUGAUGUUGUCUCCACGCCAAAAAAAAACACGAAAAACGAUAGCCAUGAUAAAGGAAACUGAUAAGAUAAAAUCUCACUUGAUAAAAGACCUACAGGUCGCAAACUGGAAACUCUCUACUUGCAUUACUUCUUUACAACAAAUGUUGGAACAUUUAAAUAAAAAAGGAUUAAUUUCACAAGAAACAGAAGAGACAUUGAUGGUAUAGUAUUGAAACAAAAAACUGAUAUUAAAGGGAUAUAUACUUAGAAGACUACAACAAAAAAUGAUAAUUUUUUUCUCGAAAAGUAUUGGAGUUAUAUUUUUAACUGCAAAAAAACACUCGAUUCUAUAACUGUAAUACUUUUCGAGAAAAAAAUUGAGAGAAAAUUACCUUUUUUUGGCCUCUUAAGUGUAUAUCCUUCUUGUGGCCAUAUCAGACUAUAUAUAUAUAAUAGUAAAAAUGAAAAGCGCUAUAUAUAAAUGUGAUAUGAUAAAAAGACCACUGAAUGUUUCAUGGAACUUUUUAUUAAGAGAGUAAGAUGCAAUGCAUCAAAAUUGGUGCAACGAUGAAGCCUGCAAGAUGCAGCAACCGUCAAAAUAGUUAACAUUUUGUCGGGACUUAUAUGUGCAUAUCACAACAUUUACAUAUAAAAACAGCAUUUGCAGAAAUGUUUGUAAUGUAGUAUAAAUACAACUGAAAAGAGUAUGACAAAUUUCAGUAAAAAUUAAAAAAUAUUUGGGUUAAAGAAAUCAGUUCUUUCUCGAUUUUUUAGUCGCCAUCGUAUUUAAUUUCUUUAAAUGUCUGCACUAAGUUAUUUUGUAUGCUAUAUUAAGGCAUACAAUAUGAUAAAAAUAGAUUGUUAAUCCUGGACUGUAAUUCAUCAACACAUCUUUGCCAGUCGAAGGGUAAGGUUCAACAAGAGUAAUCUGCAUGAGAAUGUCAAUAUGCUACUGAUUUAUUGUGAUUGCAUUUUAAUAUCAGUAUUACAUUAAUUACAUUGCAAUUGAUUUUUAAUUUCGAUUAAUUACAUCAAAUAAUGUAAUUACAAAUUCGUACUGUCUUAAAAGAAGAGUAUUAAAGAUUACAUUUAAUAAUUACAAAAGGACACAAAUUACAUACGUAAAUAUGAUUAAAUAUUUUUUGCGUUUCUUGUUAGAUAUAAGUUUCUAAGUCAUAAAUUGUUAAAUAUAACAAUUUAUGACUUAGAAAAUGUACAGUUCAUUUGUAUUUCAUCUUUACUUAAAGCUAUACAUUAAAAAAUUUUCACUUUUCUGCAUUUGUGUGUUACCUGCUUGCUCGCACUCUUGGAUUUGCAGUUUCUCAAUACUUAAAAUACUAAAUCUAGCUGAACCUAACCUAACCUAACUUAAUCUAACUUUUCACUUUAAUAUUACUUAAUAUUUGUCAGUGUUUUAUUACUUAAUGUUUGCACGAAAAUGUAGGAUUGCUUAUUAUGUAUUUAUAUUUGUAGGACACGAUACCGAAUAACAUGAAAGAGUUGUUGUCGAGAAAAAUUAAAAGCAUGGAAAAAUACUCACCUGAACUCCGAAGUUUUGCACUCACUUUGCAUUUUUAUUCUCCGAAGGCCUACAAUUACGUACGGAAGACGUGAAAUAAUCUUCUGCCAAACACUUCUACAAUACGGAAUUGGUAUAAAGUAGUCGAUGGAUCCCCGGGUUUUACGAAAGAGGCAUUAGAUGCCAUAGCUGUACGUGCUAAAAGCUGAACCUAUUCUCGUUAAUUUAGUUAUAGACGAAAUGUCAAUUCGAGAAAAAAGAAUUUAUGAUAAAACUUGCUUUUAUGGUGACGUAGAAUUAGGAAAUCUCGAUGCGCGCGAAAACGAUGAUGAGGAAACGUCAGCAGCAACAAAUGCUUUAAUGCUCAUGGCUGUGUCAUUAAAACAGAAUUGGAAAAUAUCAAUUGGGUAUUUUUUAAUUCGAUCUUUAGCUGGUACUCUGCGAGCGAAUUUCUUAACACGGCACUGCAAGCUUUGCACGAUAGCAAUUGCAAAGUGUAUUCGAUAACAUUUGAUGGCGCAAAAACCAAUUUCUUCAUGUGCACUGCUUUAGGAGCAAACUUCAAAUACGGGCCUCAUUUUAAGCCGUAUUUUAUAAAUCCGGUAACAUCCGAAAAAUGUUUUGUGUUCUUCGAUCUUUGCCACGCAAUUAAAUUAAUCCAAAAUACUCUCGGCGAUAAAAAAGUUUUAAUGACCACGAGUGGCGACAAAAUUCGAUGGGAGCAUAUAGUGAAAUUGCACACGUUUCAAAAAGAAAUGGGAUUAAGCGCUGCUAAUAAAUUAACAAAUAAAUAUAUUAAAUAUAAAAAUAAUCGCAUAAACGUUCGAUUGGCGGUGCAGACGCUCAGUAAAAAUGUUUAUAAUUCAUUCAAGUUUCUGACCAGUAUAGACGAUGAGUCUGUAAAACGCGAAUUCCGAUUGUAUGGCGACUGCUACGUAUUGCUUACAAUUUAAUAAUAUGACCGACGUGUUAAAUUGCAAAAAUGUAUUUUCAAAAGAUACGUAUAAUACGCCUUUAACCGAAGCAAACUAUUCACAAUUAAAAGCUUUUGCGGACGAAUUUGAGACGUAUAUUAAUACUUUGACUUAUCAAGACGGCACUCCCAUUUUGAAAAGCACCAGGAAAACAGGUUUUCUUGGGAUAAUUAUAAGUCUGAGGAAUGUUUCCCUUUUUUGAUCAAAUAAAGUCAUUAGGAUUUACACAUCUUUAACGUACAAAUUAUUCCAAGAUUACCUUGAAAUGUUUUUUAGUGCAAUAAGUCGCGGAAGAUUUAACAAUAAUCCUGACGUUUUACAACUUAGAUCUGCGUAUACGCCACUAUUGAUACGACAUGAGUUGAAGGAAUUUGAAAAUGGGAACUGCCUUUUUGAUGGUAUUGAUAUUUUACAUAUCACGUCAAGACAAAAAAAUAUUAAAUGUUUAAUUAAUGAACCACUUGACUUAUGCGAGACCAUUGACUUCGACCAUGAUUAUAUAACAACAUUUUGGGCAUUAUCUCCCUAUGUUGAUAAUGUUGUCCUCUACAUCGCGGGCUAUGUGGCUAAAAAAGUUGAAAAUAGUGUACAUUGUUUUACUUGCCAGUCGCAAUUAAUAGGAACCAAAAUGCCUCUUUUGUCGACAAUAAAAAAUAGGGGACCGUAUAUUGCGCCGUCUGCAGACGUGUGCCACAUUUGUCACACAUGCGAAAAAGUUAUUCGCAAAAAUGACAACAAUGUUACAAAAGAAAAUUUAAGCAAAUGAUAAUUUUACAGACCUUCAGAAGAAUUGGCAUUCCUUUUUCUAAUAAUAUUAUAAAUGAUCAUAUAUUAUCGCAGGAUGUUAUAGAUAAUCAUCAAAAUCAAUUGUGUAAGUAUAUUAUUGAGUUGUACACUAAUGUUAGAUUAUAUCACGAAGCAAAUAAGAUGUCUGAAAAAAAGAGUAUUACGAAGCAAAUA
Molecule: messenger RNA, 4332 nt
Organism: Monomorium pharaonis (pharaoh ant)
Lineage: Eukaryota; Metazoa; Arthropoda; Insecta; Hymenoptera; Formicidae
Exons: 4
Coding region: 571-891 (106 amino acids)
Molecular function (GO): sequence-specific DNA binding
Source: RefSeq, a predicted model, not a curated record